AUGCUCAGUCAAAAGUGGCUGACUGUAUGCUUACUUUUUACAGCAUUGUUAUUUACAUGUGUUGUGAAAGCCGAUGAUGAUGAAGUAACAUCUAUACCUAAAGUCGAUGAAGAUAUUGGAAAACAUGCAGAAGGCUCUCGGACAGAUGACGAAGUUGUUCAAAAAGAAGAAGAAGCAAUCAAACUUGAUGGACUUAGUGCGAAAGAAUACCGUACACUUGUUGAUGCAUCCGAAAAACAUCAAUUUCAAACGGAAGUGAAUCGUAUGAUGAAAUUAAUCAUCAAUUCAUUAUAUAAAAACAAAGAGAUAUUUUUACGUGAAUUGAUAUCAAAUGCAAGCGAUGCUUUGGAUAAAAUCCGAUUCUUGUCAUUGACCGAUAAAGGUGUACUCGGAGAUAAAGAAGAAUUAGUGAUUAGGAUAAAAGUUGAUAAAGAAAACCGUAUGUUACAUAUCACAGAUACAGGUAUCGGCAUGACAAGAGAUGAUUUAGUCAAAUUUUUGGGUACUAUUGCUAAAUCAGACACAAGUGAAUUUUUGAAUAAAAUGCAAGAGGCACAAAAAUCAACGGAUAGCAAUGUAACAAUGAACGAUCUAAUUGGACAAUUUGGGGUUGGCUUCUAUUCAACAUUUUUGGUUGCUGAUCGUGUUAUUGUCACAUCGAAACAUAAUGAUGACGAUCAAUGGAUUUGGGAGUCAGAUUCGAAUUCAUUCAAUGUCAUGAAAGAUCCAAGAGGAAAUUCCCUCGGACGCGGUACAACUGUUACUGUUCAUUUGAAAGAAGAAGCUCAAGAAUAUUUGGAACUAAGUAAACUUGAAGAAAUUAUUCGCAAAUAUUCACAGUUUAUUACUUUUAAUAUUUUCUUAUGGAAGAGUAAAACCAUCAGUGAAGAAGUACCGGAUGAUGAUACUACAACAGCAACAAAUGAUGAAACAAAAACCGGUGAUGAAACGAAAACGGAAGAUUCGGAUGCAGCUGUUGAAGAAGAAAAGGAUGAUGCAGAAAAGAAACCCAAAACAAAAAAAGUUGACAAAACUAUUUGGGAUUGGGAAUUAAUGAAUGAAGCGAAACCAAUAUGGCAGCGAAAACCAAGCGAAGUCAAAGAAAAUGAAUAUAAUGAAUUUUAUAAAUCGUUCACACGUGAAUCGGACGAACCGAUGAUUUAUUCCCAUUUUACAGCUGAAGGUGAAGUUACAUUUAAAUCAAUUUUGUAUCUACCAAAAACGGCACCAUUCGAUUUAUUUUCAAAUUAUAAUAAGAAAACGGAUGCUAUUAAAUUAUAUGUUCGUCGCGUAUUUAUCACUGAUAAUUUUGAAGAAAUGAUGCCAAAAUAUUUAAGUUUUAUUCGAGGUGUUGUUGAUAGUGAUGAUUUGCCAUUAAAUGUAUCACGAGAAACAUUACAACAAAGUAAAUUAUUGAAAGUAAUUAAGAAAAAAUUGGUUCGUAAAGCAUUGGAUAUGAUUAAAAAAAUAUCAGCUGAAGAUUAUGAAAAGUUUUGGAAAGAAUAUGGUACAAAUAUUAAAUUAGGCAUCAUCGAAGAUACAGCAAAUCGAACACGUUUAGCUAAACUAUUACGUUAUAACACAUCAGCAUCAAAGGGUAAACAAAUUAGUUUAAGUGAUUACAUUGAACGUAUGAAACCGAAACAAGAACAUAUUUAUUUCCUUGCCACUAUGUCAAUAGAAGAAGCCGAAAAGUCACCGUUUGUAGAGAAAAUAUUGAAAAAAGGUUACGAAAUAUUGUACUUAACUGAUCCUGUUGAUCAAUAUUGUAUGCAAUCAUUACCUGAAUAUGAAGGCAAAAAAUUUCAAAAUGUAGCCAAAGAUGGUUUGGAGUUAGAUAAAGCAGAUGCGACAAAAGAAGAAAUGAAAAAAGAAUUAACAAAAACAUAUGAACCACUGAUCAAUUGGCUUAAAGAUAAAUUGAAAGAUAAACCAAUGGCACUAAUCGCAUCCCAAUGGGGGUACGAUGGAAAUAUGGAGCGUAUUGCUCGAGCACAAGCCUAUCAAAAGUCAGGCGGUGAUUCAACAAUGAGUUAUUAUCUUAAUCAAAAGAAAACAUUGGAGAUAAAUCCGAGACAUCCAUUGAUUAAAGAUUUAUUAAGACGUGUUGAAGACAGUAAAGAUGAUAAAACAGCAUUGGAUUUGGCCGAUGUAAUGGUUGAAGCAGCUACGUUAAGAUCCGGCUACGAUUUGAAAAAUACAGCUGAUUUUGCUGAUCGUAUUGAACACAUGUUACGAAUAGCAAUGGGUAUACCGUUAGAUGAAAAAGUUGAAGAUGAACUAGAAGAUGACGAAUCAACGCUCAAUUUAAAUACGGAUGAAAACACAUCCACAGCAAUGGAUGGUGAUAUUAUUGAAGAUGAAAGUGAUAUAAAAGGAACCGCGACUCACAGAGAUACCACACAAUCAAAAACUCAAAAGGUAACGUGAAGAAAAUUUGGAUAAUUUUCAUCUAAUAAAACAUUUUUUUUAGGAGGUACACGAUGAUUUGUAAAUAAACGAUAAUCCAAAAUGUACCUAUAUUUCCAAGUAUAGUCGUUUGCUAUUUUACAUUUCAUGUUUUUAAUAUAGUCAAAUAUAAGUGUAACUGAAUGUGUAGUUGUGUGCGCUUAUUUAUCAUUUUUAUUUUUUGUUAACGUUUCGAAAACAUUCCUAUAGACAAAUUUUGUGGUGAUAAGCAGUGCUUUGAUCAAACGGCUUUGUCUUUCUUUAUGUCAAUUCUUCUUAAUUGUGUAUGUUUGUGUGUGUGUAUAUUAGAUAGCAAUGAAAUGUUAUGAGAAUGUUAUGAGAAUGUUUUUGAAACAUUUUUUAGAAUUACAUUUCCGUCUUUCUAUGAUUGAGCCAUACUCUGACGAAUAAACAUACUUGUUUUUUUUUGCGCAAAAUCUCCAAAUAGGUUCUCGUGAACUAUUUCUUCCAUUCCUAGUAGGUUUGUCUUUUAUUGUUGAUUUUGCUGCCAAAAUGUGUCCUGUUUUUAUCUGAUUUACUUUCUUUUUUGCUCUGUUUGUUUUUUUUCUCCUUUUUUACAUAUCAAAAAAGUAAAUUAUGGUCGCGCCCGUUUGCGCAAGUAAAUCUUGUAUUUUAGUUCUCACACACAGAUUCACAGAUAAACCAGAAGAUAGUUCUCUAGCUCUAGUGGUGCCCAUGUGAGGGAAAUGAUUUAUUUUAUUCUAUCGCUAAAGAAGUUCGAAUAAUUUUCCUUAAUAAAUUCUAUCAGGGUAUAAGUACACUUCCCAGAAAUGUCAAGUUAAACGUUAAAUAAUCUCACACAAUUGUCAAUGGUGUUCGAUUUUGUGAAAUUUUUACAUUUACAUCAGUUUUCAUGUCCAAGAAUAGAUUUAAAACUUCAACGUCGAAAUUUUAGUCGUGUCAUUAUACAAAUGAUGCGAAUUCAUUCUUAUUUAGAUUAAUAUAAUUUAUUAACAAGAAGUGUUUGACAGUAUCUAUAUAUCGAUUUAUUAUGGUGAGAUAUAUUUAUUAUCGAAUGAAUAAUAUUGAUAUCAAUAUUUCCUUUUAGGAGAGAUUUCAAGACCUUCCUUGAACAAUACCCCUAACUUUCUCUCAUAAUCAGUUUUUUUUCUCUAUCAAUCUCUACUGAUUUCUUGUCUCUAAAUAAGCUAUGAACAUACACCACCAAUUCAUCAAUAACCAGUUAACUACAACAACGAAAAUCAAAUGUUACAGAGUUGUAAAUUACUUUAUAUAGUGAAAGUUCAAAAUUCUCUAAGUUUAGUAGAGUUAAGUACGUCUGAAAUUCACGAUCUAUUAUAUCUGUCUAUUUCAGAAAAGUAAUGUGUGAUCAAGUUUGUAUCCAAUAGAGGUGGGACUGGUUCAGUUUCAAACCGAAUCGAACCAAAAUUGGUUUGGUUCCCGAAAAACACGAACCGAUCCCAUCUCCGCUGGUUAUAUGCUUUUCAAAAUGAAUAUUUUUUAUUGUUUGGUAGUGGAAACCUCGAGGUUUAAGCCUUACUUCCACCUGUGUAGGACACUUUUUGGCGUGGCUCACGGAUAGACCAUAGCCUUCAAACUCUUCAGCGUCCACUUUCAGAAAAAUGGUUCGGCUACCUAUGGUAUAGCCGAGACUAACUCAUGCAAUAGGUCCAUCCUAAAAGUAGCUUAAAACAAUAACUCUUUAAAAGUUAGAUUUGUGAUGUUUAUAUUUCGAACUAGAAAGUAAAAUAAAAAUUACUGUUUGAAGCAUAAGUAAUCAAAGG
This is a messenger RNA of Didymodactylos carnosus, 4214 nucleotides long. The record is from the annotation of a GenBank genome assembly. NCBI's taxonomy places the organism in Eukaryota, Metazoa, Rotifera, Eurotatoria, Philodinida, Philodinidae.